AUGUGUUUCGGGAGUCGACAGAAGGACGAUGGGAGCGCCGCUCGCUCGCGGGAUCUGGAUCGCAUGAUCCGCCAAGAUGAGAAGCGCUUGUCCAAAGAAGUCAAGCUCCUGCUCCUGGGUGCCGGAGAAUCUGGAAAGUCGACCGUGCUCAAACAGAUGAAGUUGAUCUACGCCCAAGGCUUCAGCAAGAACGAAAAGCUCGAAUGGAAGCCCGUCGUCUUCAACAAUAUUGUUCAAUCCUUUCGCCUGAUUCAAGAUGCCAUGGCUGAGAUGGGCAUCGAGUUCAGCAACCCCGAAAACGAGGUAAGCAACACUAGACAGGGUCAACUGCACACCAUAAGCUUGCGAUAUGCGGCGAAACACAUGGCACACAUCUUGGUGGAACACGAGAUCAAUGCUUCAGAUCCCCUCCCGCGCGACUAUCUGCAACCCAUAAAAGAACUUUGGGUCGAUGGUGGCGUCAAGCAGGCCACUGCCAAGGGUAACGAGUUUGCCCUGCAUGACAACCUGGCAUACUUUUGUGACGAUUUGGACCGCAUUUGGAGUGAAAACUACGUGCCAACAGACCAGGAUUUGCUGCGCUCGAGACUACGAACAACAGGUAUCACCGAAACAGUUUUCGACUUGGGUCAGCUGACGUACCGUAUGUUCGACGUCGGUGGCCAACGUUCAGAACGGAAAAAGUGGAUUCACUGCUUCGAGAAUGUGAAUUGCUUGCUUUUUCUUGUCGCCAUUAGUGGAUACGAUCAGUGUUUGGUUGAAGAUAAGGAUGGCAAUCAAAUGAACGAGGCUCUAAUGCUGUGGGAGUCUAUCGCCAAUUCCCACUGGUUCACAAAGUCCGCCCUGAUUUUGUUCCUCAACAAGAUGGAUCUCUUCAAGGAGAAGCUGCCCAACAAUCCCAUCACAUCACACGGUUUCACGGAUUACCAUGGACCUCCCGACGACUGGAAGGCUGCCAGCAAAUACUUUUUGGACAAAUUUCGCGCAUUGAACCGAAACACCGAGAAGGAGAUCUACGGUCAUUUUACAAACGCCACCGACACGAAUUUGCUCAAGAUUACUAUGGGCUCAGUCCAGGACAUGAUCAUCCAGCGUAACUUGAAGCAGCUGAUACUAUAA
Colletotrichum truncatum is the source of this 1119-nucleotide messenger RNA. Its product is annotated as g protein alpha subunit. Gene Ontology annotation, cellular component: heterotrimeric G-protein complex. NCBI's taxonomy places the organism in Eukaryota, Fungi, Ascomycota, Sordariomycetes, Glomerellales, Glomerellaceae. Gene Ontology annotation, molecular function: G-protein beta/gamma-subunit complex binding; GTP binding; G protein-coupled receptor binding. The record is from RefSeq and is a predicted model, not a curated record. Gene Ontology annotation, biological process: G protein-coupled receptor signaling pathway.